CCUCGGCUCGGGCCUCCUCCCCAGUGGGGUGUGCGCCCCCAAAGCCACCAUGAGGAAGAUCCGUGCCAAUGCCAUCGCCAUCCUCACGGUCGCCUGGAUCCUGGGCACUUUCUACUACUUAUGGCAGGACAACAGAGCCCACUCCGCCUCCUCUUCCUCCUCGUCCUCCUCCUCCUCCUCCUCCUCCUCCGCAGCAGCAGCAUCUUCGGGGAGUCGGGGUGCGCCCAGGGCGGUGGUGGGGAGGCCGGAGCCGCUACGCGAAGUCCGCACCAUCCCGCUCAUUGUGACAGGAACGCCCUCCAGAGGCUUUGACGAGAAGGCCUACCUGGCAGCCAAGCUGCUGAAGCCUGGCGAGGACCCCUACAGGCAGCAUGCCUUCAAUCAGCUGGAGAGUGACAAGCUGAGCCCAGACCGGCCCAUCCGGGACACUCGCCACUACAGUUGCCCUUCAGUGUCCUACUCCUCGGACCUGCCGGCCACCAGUGUCAUCAUCACCUUCCACAAUGAGGCACGCUCCACCCUCCUGCGCACUGUGAAGAGUGUCCUGAACCGAACUCCGGCCAGCCUGAUUCAGGAGAUCAUUUUAGUGGAUGACUUCAGUUCAGACCCUGAAGACUGUCUGCUCCUCACCAGGAUCCCCAAAGUCAAGUGUCUGCGCAAUGACCGGCGGGAAGGGCUGAUCCGGUCUCGGGUUCGUGGGGCCGAUGUGGCCACAGCUGCCGUGCUCACCUUUCUGGAUAGUCACUGCGAAGUGAACACCGAGUGGCUGCAGCCUAUGCUGCAUCGGGUAAAGGAGGACCACACCCGUGUGGUGAGCCCCAUCAUUGAUGUCAUCAGUCUGGAUAACUUUGCUUAUCUUGCUGCCUCUGCUGACCUGCGAGGAGGUUUUGACUGGAGCCUGCAUUUCAAAUGGGAGCAGAUCCCUGUGGAUCAGAAGAUGGCACGGAACGACCCCACCCAGCCUAUUAGGACUCCUGUCAUCGCUGGAGGCAUCUUUGUGAUUGAUAAGUCCUGGUUUAACCACCUGGGGAAGUAUGAUGCCCUGAUGGACAUCUGGGGGGGAGAGAAUUUUGAACUCUCCUUCAGGGUGUGGAUGUGCGGUGGGAGCCUGGAGAUCCUGCCCUGCAGCCGGGUGGGCCAUGUCUUCAGGAAGCGGCAUCCCUACAACUUCCCUGAGGGGAACGCUCUGACCUACAUCAGGAACACCAAGCGAACUGCAGAGGUGUGGAUGGAUGAAUACAAGCAGUAUUACUACGAGGCCCGGCCGUCAGCCAUUGGAAAGGCCUUUGGCAGUGUGGCCACACGGAUCGAGCAUCGGAAGAAGUUGAACUGCAAAUCCUUCCGCUGGUACCUAGAAAAUGUCUACCCAGAGCUCAUCAUCCCCAGGAAGGAAGUGAUCCCCAACAUCCUUAAGCAGGGGGUGGAUUGCUUAGAAUUUCAAGGUGGCACAGAGGGCAACUUCCUGCUUGGAAUGGGGACCUGCUCUGGUUCUUCCAAGAACCCCCCAGCACACCAGGCGUGGCUAUUCAACGAGCAUAUCAUCCAGCAGCAAGGCAAGUGCCUCACGACCGCCUCCCUCGACCAGGCUGCUCCAGUCAUGCUGCAGAUGUGCGAUCCAAAGGAAAGCAAACAGAAAUGGCGACGGAAAGGCUCCUUCAUCCAGCACGCCAUCAGCGGCCUCUGCCUGGAGGUGAAGCCGGAGCAGCUCGUGAUCAGCAAGUGCCAGGCGGACGCCCCUGCCCAGCAGUGGCAGCUGUUGCCACACACCUGACGGUAGCCCCGGAGACCUCCUGUACCUUUUGCAUGAGACUUGGGGACCGGAAGGGGUUAGGGAGGGGGAGUGUAAAACGGGCCCUUUCCAUCUCCUCACAUUUCUGCCGGAAUCAUCAACCAACACCCCGCCAUGGAGUGAUUGUCCAAAGUCUGCCUGGCCCUGGGCUGGAAGGUCAGAUGCUCGACCACAGUGAGGCAGACACUGCGCCUUCGUCACCUGCUGGUUCCCCCAACCCCCAGGGAAACUGAGGCAGGAGGGUAGGGGCAGCUUGCAGGGCAGGUAGGGGAGAGAAUGAGGUGCCCCUGGCAGGUGCUGUAUGGAGUACAGGAAGGAUGGAAUUGGGCACUAAGGAUAGGUCAUUGGCAGCAGGACAUAAAGGGAAGAACAGCUAACCUCCCAAAGAAGAGGUCUCUUUCUGGGACCUUCUUUUGUGUCACACAGACCCAGCUCUGCAUGCCCUGCCCUGUCUCUGGUCCCCCAUGUUGUGAGCCCAAGGCUGCCUCAGGACACGGUUUAUUAAGCACCUCUGUUUGGCCAUGUGUCCGGCCAAGACCUUCUCCCUUGGACCUUAGUGACCAGCUGGUGACAGACCCCUGCCUCGGCCCACUGUCAGGAGGCGGCCACAGCCCCACUGAGAGGCCCUAUCCUCGUCCACAGUUUCCAUUCGUGCUACCCAACACCUCUGUGGAAACUGCACCGUAGGGUCAGGAGGCCCCUUUGAACCUCCCCAUGUCAUGGAGGGUUUCAUCCUCCUAUCCAAGUUUCACCCCUAGACCCCACGGCAGGAGGAGGCACUUGAGUUCUGUAUGACUGGGGGCUGGUGAGUGGCCCCUGUCACAUCCAUAGCUCUGUCACCUCUCUGGCCUCUGCCCCAACCCCGUAGCCUUAUCAUGGAACUGCUUCUGUGACGCAAACCCUACCCCUACUCCCUGUCAGGUCAUGUGGUACCAGAAUCCUGGGGAUUCCCCUUCCCAAAGCAAACCAGUCAGCAGUGGCCAUACCUGCCCAAGGAGACCUCAGGGCUCAUGGAGCAGGGCUGCUGAACCCCAAGGGAGUGUACAGAUUUUAGAAGGCCUCCAGUGGUACCCCCUUUCCCUGAUCCCAUCCCCAUAUUGCAUGUGUGUGCAUAGAUGCAUUUUCCUUGGAGAGAGGAGUUCACGGAUUUCCCCAGUUUCUCACAGAGGUUCCCUGACACCCUAGAAUAGACUCUAGAGGGUCUGAACCUCAACUUUGAGUGAAGCUGCCAGGACCCCUCCUUCCCCGCUGUGCCUAAACCAUCAUCUCUGCAACCUACAUGCAGUCUUUGGGGGCCAGGAAUCAAAUGUUUGUGGCCCACUGACCCUACCUGGAGAUUUCUGCCCCUCUGGGUCUCCCUGGUCCCAGUGCUCACCACCCCCAACCUGGGGUUCCUCAUGUAACCCCCUUGACCUUAUCCCCACCUCUGUGUGAUCUCUCAGCCAUGGCCACCUCCAGUGUGUGUGUCCAGCAGGCAGGUGGUGUCACUUUCUGGGGGAUACGAUGGAAUUUACUUGUUGAAUGUAAGAGGACAGGAACCGCACCCCCCCUUCCUGGCAGGCAGCCUAUGCUCAGCCUUUAUGCUGUGGCUCUCAGCCCUGUUCUGGUUUUGCUUUUCUUCUUCUUGACCAAAGCAUGUGCUACUCGCUGUCCCUGAGGACCUGUCUAUGAAAAUUCACCCGGAAUAAAACCACUUCUCUGUG
Suncus etruscus (white-toothed pygmy shrew) is the source of this 3492-nucleotide messenger RNA. It is a transcript of the gene GALNT16, whose product is annotated as polypeptide N-acetylgalactosaminyltransferase 16. The transcript is spliced from 15 exons. Gene Ontology annotation, cellular component: Golgi apparatus. Bases 50 to 1771 code for a protein of 573 amino acids. The record is from RefSeq and is a predicted model, not a curated record. NCBI's taxonomy places the organism in Eukaryota, Metazoa, Chordata, Mammalia, Eulipotyphla, Soricidae.